ACUCCCCGGCGCAGCCUAGUCCGAGCCUGGGGCCCGCCCCCGCCCGCCGCCUAUUGGCGGAGGCGCGGCGGGGGCCCGGCCCGAUUGGCCCGGGGGAGCGGAGGGUAGGCUGCGCGGGAGGCCGAGAGGGGGCAGCAGGCGAUGGCGGCGGUGGCGGCGGCGGCUCGGCUAGGCUGGUGGCUCGCCGCGCUCUGCUGGGGCAACGCCGCGGGGGAGGCGGCGCCAGGGCCGCGAGUGCUGGGCGUCUGCCUGGAGGAGGACGGCGCCGCGGCGACCGGGUGGGCGCGCGCAGCGGGGGGCCCGGACGCGCCCGCGGCGGCCACCUUCCGCCUGCGCCUCUGGGGCACGGGCUUCGCCAACAGCUCCUGGUCCUGGGUGGCCCCCGAGGGGGCGGGCUGCCCCGGAGGCGGGCGGGCCGCGGCGCCCGAGGAGGUCGCGGCCCCCGCGGGCGAGUGGCGCGCGUUGCUGCGCCUGCGCGUCGCGGCCGAGCGCCCGCACUGGGCGCUGCUGGCUGCGCGCGUGGAGCCCGCCGAGGAGGCGGCGCCGCCCUGGGCGCUGGGCCUGGGGGCGGCGGGGCUGCUGGCGCUGGCGGCGCUGGCGCGGGGCCUGCAGCUGAGCGCGCUGGCGCUGGCGCCCGCCGAGGUGCAGGUGCUGCGCGAGAACGGCUCGGAGGCGGAGCGCGCGGCGGCGCGGCGCCUGGAGCCCGGCCGGCGCUGGGCGGGCUGCGCCCUGAGCGCGCUGCUGCUGCUGGCUAGCCUGGCGCAGGCGGCGCUGGCCGUGCUGCUCUACCGCGCCGCGGGCCAGCGCGCCGUGCCCGCCGUGCUGGGCAGCGCGGGGCUCGCCUUCCUGGUGGGCGAGGUGGUGCCGGCCGCCGUGAGCGGGCGGUGGACGCUGGCGCUGGCGCCGCGCGCGCUGGCGCUCAGCCGCCUGGCGGUGCUGCUCACGCUGCCCGUGGCGCUGCCGGUGGGGCAGCUGCUGGAGCUGGCGGCGCGGCCGGGGCGGCUGCGCGAGCGGGUGCUGGAGCUGGCGCGCGGCGGCGGCGACCCCUACAGCGACCUCAGCAAGGGCGUGCUGCGCUGCCGCACCGUGGAGGACGUGCUCACGCCGCUGCAGGACUGCUUCAUGCUGGACGCCAGCGCCGUGCUGGACUUCGGCGUCCUCGCCAGCAUUAUGCAGAGCGGGCACACGCGCAUCCCGGUGUACGAGGACGAGCGCUCCAACAUCGUGGACAUGCUCUACCUCAAGGACCUGGCCUUCGUGGACCCCGAGGAUUGCACGCCCCUCAGCACCAUCACGCGCUUCUACAACCACCCGCUCCACUUCGUGUUCAACGACACCAAGCUGGACGCCGUCCUGGAGGAGUUCAAGCGAGGGAAGUCCCACCUGGCCAUCGUGCAGAAGGUGAACAAUGAGGGUGAGGGCGACCCCUUCUAUGAGGUACUGGGCCUGGUCACACUGGAGGACGUCAUUGAAGAGGUCAUCAAGUCGGAGAUCCUGGAUGAAUCUGAAGAUUACCGAGACAUGCCAGCGAGGAGGAAGCCUGCUGCCCUGAGCGCCCCUCCGAGGCGGAAGGAGGAGUUCUCCCUCUUCAAGGGGUCCGAGGACGACUGUAAAGUCAAGAUCUCCCCGCAGCUGCUCUUGGCCACCCAGCGCUUCCUCUCCCGAGAGGUGGACGUUUUCAGCCCGCUGCGGAUCUCGGAGAAGGUCCUGCUGCACCUGCUGAAGCACCCCAGCGUCAACCAGGAGGUGAGGUUCGACGCACACGACCGCCGGGCUGCCCACCACUACCUGUACCAGCGCAGCCGGCCCGUGGACUACUUCAUCCUCAUCCUGCAGGGCAGGGUUGAGGUGGAGAUCGGGAAAGAGGGCCUGAAGUUCGAGAACGGGGCCUUCACCUACUAUGGAGUGUCGGCCCUGACCGCGCCGUCCUCGGUUCACCAGUCCCCGACGGCCUCGCUCCAGUCCAUCCGCCAGGACUUGCCACCCGAGCCCGCUGACGCUGCCCGGCCGCCCGCCUACUGCCCUGACUACACUGUGCGGGCUCUCUCCGACCUGCAGCUCGUGAAGGUCACACGGCUCCAGUACCUCAAUGCACUCCUGGCGACCCGGGCCCAGAACUUGCCCCCGUCGCCCGAGAACGCGGAACUGCAGAUCCUCCCGGGCAGCCAGGCCCGGCUGCUGGGUGACAAGGCCGCAGCCACCACUGCCGCAGACCUUUCCCUCUUUGGCACAUUCGGGAACUGCAGUUGAUAAUGACUGUGGACUAGACUUUUUUGUUUUAAGAGAACACCUGAGGGUCCAACCACAGCAGACCUGGCCUCCCGUCCGAGGAGAGCCCUGGGCGGAACCCAGGGGUGUGAGCGCUGGCCGGCGGCUGCAGGCCCAGGCUGCGGAGAGAGGAGAGAACCGAGCAGCAGUUUCCUGCCAGCGCGUCCUGCUCCUCCAGGCCACGUUUUAGAUGGCCUUGGAGGUGUGGAUCCUGGGUGGUGGUCCUCAGUGUUAGGCACAUGUGCCCGGCGCCCCCAGCGGGCUCUGUCGCAGGAGCUGGGCUCAGCCUGGGCACUGCCCUCCUGGCCAGCUUGCAGAAGGGGCGGGGAGCAGUGUCCUGUGCGGCCCCGAGGCCUGCUGAGGGCACACGUGUGUGCGUGCAGGGCCUGUGCCCACACUCGGCCGUGCCCUGGGCUUGCUCAGCUUUUCACUUGCCACCCUUCUGCUGCUGGCAGCACUUUCUGUGGGAACCCCGCACACCAAUUUGGGCUGGGGGGAUUCAGGUUCGUCACCUUGACCGCAGUCAACUUUGGGUUUUUCCUGAACUGUCCUGUUUUGUAGCACAUGCCCCAGCCCCACUUUUGUGCCAAACCUUGGAAUGCGUGUUACCUUGCACCCUACCCCAGCCCUACUUCUUCCCAUGGAAGUUUCUCUUCUGACCCCAUCUGUGCACUCCGUGCCCCCCCAACCCCAAAAAACUGGCCCCAGGGGAUUGAAGCACCUGCUCCAUGCUGCCUGUCUUGCUCUGUCACCACUAACAGUAUUUGUUAUCCUGUGUGCUCUAAGGGGCCACACGAGGAGGGGGAGUUGUUCUGCCCCUGAUUGCCAGCGGGGAGAGGCUUCAGCCCUGCGGAGGGGCUGCGUGCGAGGCCGUGGGUUGGCUGAGCACGUAGGUGCUGGCGUGUAGGGAAGAGCCGAGAGGGCAGGAAGGGCUGGUGUGGCCCGGGGCGGGGGGGUGGGGGAGUGGGCACCACUUUUCUUGAAGGAAGGAAAGUGAAAUUGAGGUUUCUCUCAAAUCCAAAACAUGCCAAGCUCUCUGCUUCCUGUUCCUGCCUGUGAUUUUGAGAGAAGUAGGAAGCGGGAGGUAUUUUCCCUUUUCCCUCCUUUGUGAGCUUGAUAAAACUCCAGGAAUCAGAGUCUAGCUUGGGCAGCAGGGUGGGCCAGGAAACCUGGACAGGGAAAGUCAAAGAACAGCAGAAACUUGGCUUAGAAACGGGGUUUCAGGGGUUCUCACUAGAGCAAUCCUGGGCGGGAGGUAGGCACUUUAAAAUCUCUCCAGGGCAACCGUGGUUGCACUUGGGCAUCUCCUAGCAGACUUAGGUGCUGGUACCUGGUGCCAGCCUGCAGCCUCUAACAGGGCAGCAGAAGUUUUCACUAAGUACCUUUGGAUUCAUGGCAGAAUUUCAUAUUCUCUUCCCCCGGCUUUUUUUUUUUUUCUUUUUGGGUCACACCCGGCGAUGCACAGGGGUUACUUCUGGCUCAUGCACUCAGGAAUUACUCCUGUUGGUGCUCGGGGGACCAAAUGGGAUGCUGGGAAUCAAACCUGGGUUGGCUGCGUGCAGGGCAAACGCCCUACCCGCUGUGCUAUCGCUCCAGCCCCUCCCCCAGCUUCUAAUGUUAACGUAACCAUUGUAAUUUAUCAAAAUUUAAGAAGUUAACAUAUAAAACUAUUAACUAAAAUCACGGGCUUACUAACUUUUUUAUUUUUUAAUACGGCCAGUUUUUUGCCCCAGUAAUGUCCUUUUUUCUGUUGCUGAAUCUGGACCAGAAUACGAAGUGGCAACUUGAUCUCCUGCUUUUUCAAAACUUCUACCUAAUUUCUGAUCUUGAAGUAAUCGCAGAUUCAUAGGCAGUUGCAGGGGACGCGCUACCCUGCACUGGUGCCCUGUCCUCUCCCUGGCCUUGCGUUGCAGCAGGUGUGCAUCUCUCCCCUCGCCGCGGAGGUGGCACUGCCCAGCCCCUGUUGGGCUACCCCGGGGUCCCUCCACGCCCUGCCGCUGCUGACCUGGUCUUCAUCUCUGCUUCUGUUGGGCCAGAGUCUGGCAGGGUCAGGCAGCAAGUUGUGUGUGGGGCUGGCACCUGUCCCUCAGUGGAUGCUCCGGAGUCCCCUGCUCUCGGGGACCCUGUGAAGUUAGGACUGCAGGGUGUCCUCACUUGUCUCAUUGAAGGAUGUCGGGGUGAUUUUUUGGCUAGUAUGAAUAAAGCUGCUAUGAACCUUCGGUA
This is a messenger RNA of Sorex araneus (European shrew), 4491 nucleotides long. It is a transcript of the gene CNNM3, whose product is annotated as cyclin and CBS domain divalent metal cation transport mediator 3. Gene Ontology annotation, molecular function: transmembrane transporter activity. The transcript is spliced from 9 exons. The record is from RefSeq and is a predicted model, not a curated record. Gene Ontology annotation, biological process: magnesium ion homeostasis; transport. Bases 142 to 2250 code for a protein of 702 amino acids. Gene Ontology annotation, cellular component: plasma membrane. Lineage: Eukaryota; Metazoa; Chordata; Mammalia; Eulipotyphla; Soricidae.